CACGUUCCGCUUCUGGCUGCUGUCAGACGCUAGAUUCCUGCAGGUUCCUCCCUCCAAGACAGUGUUGCAUCCUUCGCAUCCUGGUCGCGAGCCAGGAUCGGGGUGUCUGAGUCGGGGUCUGCGUCUGAUAACCCUGAUGCGGAAUGACUCUUCCACCUAGAUACUACGUACCCUUCUUGCACCUGCAGCUUGCAGCUGCAGCCUCCGAGGUCGGACCCAUCGAUCAAGCGAUGUCGAUCCUGAAGAUUCCUUCCUAUCAGGGUCGGGUAGCGUGUCUGUGUGUCUGUCGACUCGUCACGGAGCGAGCUCCGAGGAGGAGCAGGAGGAGCAAGAUAAAAGGCGCCGAUCUUUCCUCGUUCCUGGUGUUUUUUUUUCCCUAGCACAGACGAACUCUUUCUCCUGUUACUACUUUAUAUAUCUACUACCUGGUCUCCCUCCAUCUCCCUCUCCCUCUCCCUCUCUGUCUC
This is a messenger RNA of Aspergillus heteromorphus CBS 117.55, 467 nucleotides long. RefSeq lists its product as uncharacterized. The record is from RefSeq and is a predicted model, not a curated record. The transcript has a single exon. NCBI's taxonomy places the organism in Eukaryota, Fungi, Ascomycota, Eurotiomycetes, Eurotiales, Aspergillaceae. The coding region runs from base 144 to 380 and encodes 78 amino acids.